GCGGGAGCGCGGGGCCGCCCCCUUCCUCCCUCGCCGGCGCUGGGCUGAGCCCGGAGCCGAGAAACCGAGUCGGCUCUGAGCUCCCUGCUUGGUUUUUGGGCGGCGGCAGCCGGAGGUGGAACAUGGCGCUCGUAGGCAACGGAGAAGAGCUGGAAGCGGACGAGGACAUCUUUGAAGAUGCCUUGGAAACCAUCUCUGUGUCUUCUCGUGCAGAUAUGGCUACAAGCAGCCACUACUUUUCAUCAUUUGAUGUAAAACAGGCAUCUGGACAGCACAGUUCAUCUAAUGUGAGCAGGUCUUCUAAGGCAUUUGUAAAAACAAGCACUUAUAAAUGUAUUGUGGAGCAGCCUCAAAGGACACCAGCAAAGUGGAGCGAAGCUUCAGACUUGAACAAGUCACCAUCAGCCAAGGUGGAUCUCAAGAGUGGCCUAGAAGAAUGUGCAGUGGCAUUGGACUUGUUUCUAAAUAACAAAUUUACAGAUGCCUUAGAAUUGCUUCGACCAUGGGCUAAGGAGAGUAUGUACCAUGCCUUGGGCUACAGUACCAUUGUGGUGUUGCAGGCCGUCAUGACCUUCGAGCAACAGGACAUCCAAAAUGGCAUUUCUGCCAUGAAGGACGCCUUACAAACCUGCCAAAAAUACAGGAAAAAAAGCACGGUUAUAGAAUCGUUCUCAAGUCUUCUUUCUAGAGGAUCAUUCGAACAGCUGACUGAAGAGGAGAUGCAUGCUGAAAUCUGUUAUGCCGAGUGUCUCCUACAGAAAGCCGCACUCACGUUUGUGCAGGAUGAAAAUAUGAUCAACUUCAUCAAAGGUGGACUGAAAAUUAGAACAAGUUACCAAAUAUAUAAAGAAUGUCUUUCUAUCCUGCAUGUAAUUCAGAAGAACAAGGUUGAACAGCAGUUCUUCUAUGAGUUUGAAGGAGGUGUCAAGCUUGGAAUAGGGGCCUUUAAUUUGAUGCUGUCCCUUUUACCAGCAAGGAUUAUCAGAUUAUUAGAAUUCAUAGGAUUUUCUGGAAACAGGGAACUGGGCCUCCUGCAGUUACGCGAAGGUGCAUCCGGAAGAAGCAUGAGGUCUUCACUAUGCUGCUUAACUAUACUAGCUUUUCAUACUUAUAUCUCCCUGAUACUUGGUACAGGAGAAGUGAAUAUUGUGGAAGCAGAGAGUCUUCUUGCACCCUUCCUCCAGCAGUUUCCAAAUGGCUCACUCAUGCUGUUUUAUCAUGCCCGGAUAGAGCUGCUGAAAGGGCAUGUGGAAGAGGCACAAGAGCUAUUUCGAAAAUGCAUUUCAGUUCAAGAAGAAUGGAAACAGUUUCACCAUCUCUGUUACUGGGAGCUGAUGUGGAUUCAUGUAUUCCAACAAAACUGGAUGGAAGCAUAUUACUAUUCAGAUCUGCUUUGCAAAGAGAGUAAAUGGUCCAAGGCAACUUAUGUGUUCUUGAAAGCUGCAAUUUUGAGUAUGCUUCCGGAGGAGGAUGUGGUAGCAACUAAAGAGAAUGUAGUCACUUUAUUCAGACAGGUGGAGAGCCUGAAGCAGAGGAUUGCGGGGAAGUCGAUCCCUACUGAGAAGUUUGCUGUGAGGAAGUCUCGCCGUUACUCCGCCUCCUUGCCUGCACCCGUGAAGCUCAUCUUGCCUGCCCUGGAAAUGAUGUACGUCUGGAAUGGUUUUCCAAUAGUGAGCAAAAGAAAAGACCUUUCUGAAAAUCUGUUGAUAACUAUCGAAAAGGCUGAGGCAGCUUUACAAAAUGAAAACUUGACCGACUACUCUGUAGACGACGAGUGUUUGGUGAAGUUGCUGAAAGGAUGCUGUCUGAAGAACUUACAGCGGCCCUUGCAAGCGGAAUUGUGUUUCAAUCAUGUUGUCCAAAGUGAAAAGCUACUGAAGUAUGACCACUACCUAGUGCCAUUUACUCUGUUUGAGUUGGCAUUUUUGUACAAAAGCCAAGGGGAAAUUGACAAGGCCAUAAAGGUCCUAGAAACUGCAAGAAACAACUACAAAGAUUACUCCAUGGAGUCCAGGCUACACUUCAGAAUUCAAGCAGCUCUUCACCUCUGGAAAAAACCUUCCUCAGAUUGAUCAGAACAAGAAGGGUGGAAUUUUCUCUCAAUUACCACAUCUGCUAAAGAUUAGACCUUGUAUUAAAGUGGAAAAGUGAUCUUCUGAAUGAGAGACAAAAAAACUAAUUUUAUUGUCAAUAUUUUCUGUCAUCUGUGUGGUUUACUGUUGGUCUACAUAAAUGGUUUUGGGUUUUUUUUUUUUAUGGAAUGAUGUUCGAUACUAUCUAGAAAUUCUUAUAUUUUGCCUCUCCAAAAAGAUUUUCAUAUUGCAUUUGAAUUGGAGAGUGAAGUCUUUUAAAGGACUCACAGGUACAAUAAAGUCUAAUGAGAUUAUUUUUUUAAUGUAGAAAUCAAUAUUGUUUAAGUAGCAAGUGGCUUACAAGUUGAGCCAUUUUUAGAUUUGUUGAUCAGUUAAACUUCAGAGAUAUUUUGUUGCCUAGUAUUUAAAUUCAAGAGGGGAAAUGAAAAUCACCUACAUUCAAAAUAGCCUAACAAUCACCUGAAGACUCCUGAAAAAGAGAGGCAGUGGAUGGGAUAAUGGACUCAAUAGGUUGAGGAGACCUGUAUCUAGAAAAGAUGAUGAAACAUUGUUAUUGUUUUUUUAUUCUUUAUGUAAGUUAAAGGUGGUGACAUUUUUGAAAGACUUUCCUGUUUUUGAAUGUAUUUAAAUCUAUUAGAAUAACAAAAUUCAAAAAACUCUGUGUAUCUAAAGGGAAGAAAAAGUCAUAUUUUAGAAAUUAUCCUCAACCUUAGCAAUGAGAGUCUAAAAUAUAUACGUUGAUUAUUUUUCUUAUAGGAAUCAAAGUUCCUGCUGCUUUAAAUGAUAUGUAAAAUAUCGAUAACUUUUACACUCAUGAUGUUGGUGAGUAAGAUUCAAUUUUCUAAUCUCUGUAGCACUGUGAUGGUUCCUUGUAAAUACAUGGACUGUGAUUAGUCCUUUAAUCAGGAAACACAAUCAGGGCAUGGAGCAGAGGAGAACCAGCCCGACUCUGUGUGGUCCUGACUCUGCUACUGGUUAGCGGUUACCAGGGAGACCUUUAGAGAGUCCCUGCUCUCUGCGUCACCACGUUUUCCUCAUCUGUGAAAUGGAAAAAGAGCAGAUGUCUUCAAGGUCUUUUUCAGUUUUAUAGCUGUGAGUCUGUGUAUUAGGUAUUUAUUUUCAGGAAACAAUGUUAAAAAAUGUUUAAUCCAAACCAUUCCUACUUAGUGUGUGUUUUAUUCUGCAAUCAUCACUGUCUCCUCCCCACCCUCCAAAUAUGUAUGUGUUGUGGCUAAAGAGAGAUUGCAUCCAGGGCGAGGGAAAACAAUUCAUGAAUGGAUGAAUCAGGGUUUUGUCCUAUUUCUGUUUCUAUUUUGAAGAAUAACUUGUCAUGGAAACCUCUGCAGUUUAACAGAAACAGCUCCAAAUUGGUAAUCAGGAGCCCAUCUCUGUUAGUUAAUAGUUUCUUGACAUGGAGCAAGUCACUCACUCUUUCUGGGACUCAGUUUUCCCAAUGGGGAUAGCAGCGUAGUGCUUGGUGCUUGUGAGGGCUCAAUUAAAUAAUUAAAUUAAAUUUAAAUUUAAAUAUAGUUUAAAUAAAUAAAAUUAAAUAAUGUAUAUGAUAGCUUUUUGUAAACUGUGAAAGGCUGUAUGAAUAUGAGUUGUUGUAAUAACUGUGGUUUUUAUGUACUGAUUACAGUAUCAACACAAAAGUAUUGGCUGAGUCUGUGGUCUCUGAUGUAAAAUGAAAGAAGCGUGGAAAUUCAAACACCUUUAAAUUUAUUCAUGUGUUUGGCACUGACAAUAGCCCAGUUUAUGAAUUUGCUUCUUGCUGUUUAUCCCCUGCUACAUGAGCCUGUAUCCGGCUGGUAUUUGUCUUGUUUUCUUUAAGGUACUAAUUCUUGACCAAUACUGAGGAUGUAUUUCCAAUGGAAGACGAUUAAUACAGCUCAAGUCAGAGUACCACCCCUUGAGAUAGUAUGGUGGUGGUAGAUCUCAAUAUGGACUAUUAAUAUGAACACAUAACUUUACUUGAGGUCCAGACAAAAGAGGAAAUAAAAUGAACUGUCCUUACAAUUAGUAGUGGAAACCAUGUUCAAUAAUUACUUUGUAUAUUACUUGGAAAAAAAGUUUCCAAAUUUCUUAAAAAAUCUUUGGUAGCAUUAUCUUUUUAAAUUACAAACAUUCAUAUUAUUUUUUUGAGAAGCUCCAAGUCAAAGUGAAAGUCAUUAAAAAAUUCUCUUUCUGGUAACAUGAAAAAGAUUUAAGCUAAUAGUGGUUAUUUUUAUUUUAUUUUAACUCUUUAUUACCAAAACAAAUAUAAAAGAAAUUCAUAUCUCCCAUUUAAAUUUUUUCUUUGUUAUUUUUUCUUAUUUUGUUUUUACUUUGUAUUCUUUUUGUAGUUAUGUGGUAAUAUGGAUAAUCUAUCCAAUGGAUUUUUAAAUGCUAUAGUAUCAUUAAUGGUACAAAUAUUUAUCUGUUUCCUGCCACGUUCAAGAUAUCAUGAUGGUACCAGUUUCUUGUGACAUCAGCUAAUAUUGCGUUUUUGGAGUUUUUUUGUGAUUCAGUUUGUUUUGUGAAGAAUGAGUACUGAAAUGACGGUGUUUCAUCUAAUGUUUUGAGGGACAUAUGUGAUGGGAUUGGGCUGCCAAUGUGUCUGACAGUUUGUGCAAUUUGUGUAGUUCUUGGUAUAAUUGCUUUUUUUUUUUUUUUUUUUAAUGGAGAGCCAGAGUUCUGAUUGGUGCUGUGUAAAUUUAAGACUCAAGUAGAGGUUAUGCUUUGUAGGAUUGGUGACAAGGAAGGCAUGAAUUCCACUUGACAAUUAGUGGAAGAUUAACUAUAUCACCUCUUACAGGAACAUAUUUUAAUGUUUCUUUGCUUCUCCUGGAUACAAGAAGGUCCCAAGUUACAUAGGAAAAGGAGAUUCGUUGAUUCUGUUUUUUCUGCAAGUGGGUAGAAGCUAUAGGGAGGUGAAGUCCAGAUUAAUCAGCAUCAAAGAAGAUUUUUAAUCAUUGAAACAAUCUAACAGUAUAACCCUCUCUUUUGUGGAGGAGUGAGUUUAGCAGAGCCAUGUGACCAUCAUUCCUACCUGCCUGGGAGCUUAGAGUUGAACUUUGAGGUCACCCUAUGAGUCUUUGAUCACGGCUUCAAAUCAGUGGGAUGUGUGUAAAGACGAAAGAUUCCCCCUUUCGAAGAAAAGUGGGUGUUUCCUCUUUUGAAGCUACUAGUAGAGUAGUUACACUGUGAUAGGUGCUAAUAGCUCCUGCUAUUAAUACUCAUGUGAUUUCCACUUCUCAUCCAUUCCUUGAAAGUGAGUCUGUUGAUGUUUUCGAAUACCGAUUUUUCUUCCUUUGGACAUUAAAAGUAAUAAUUUAAAAAAGAUCUUUGUGACCAACUGGAAAAAUUUCUGGAAUUACUCUGAUUAAUCAUUGAUUUUUUUUUUUCAUAUUUCUGUUUUUUUCCUAGUUAUUCUCCCCAUACUUGUAAAUCAUAAACUCAAAUAGAUGUAGUUAAAAUGAGUUAAAGAAGGCUCCAGUGAUGGUUUUGAUGCCAUAAGAUUCUGUGGUUCCUAGGGCCUGUAGUGGAUCUUGGGAAGGUAUCUCAUCCUCCCCAGCUUCUAAGCAGUGUUGUUUCUCCUUCAGUCCUGCUCUGUCCAGUAUGGUAGCCACUGGCCACAUGUGGCUGUUGAGCACUUGAACAUGGCCAGUGGCCUGUGCUGGCGUGAUGCUGAGUGUCAGGGAGCAUUUGUUUAUACACGCUGCAGUUCUGUUUAAAGUAAAGGCCUCCCGAUGUCAUGCUUCCUGGAGCUCUGGCUUCUGCUUGCUGUCGACUAUGAUCACCCAAUCACCAUAGUUGCAUUGUCAGUUGUGGUUCAAAUAUGUGUCUGUGAAGUUUGCUUUUUUUGUUUAAGUACCAUAAACUUUUAUUCCUCAUGUUUAUUCUGCAGAUGAUCAAGGUCAUUGGUACAUUUGAACAUUAUUCCUCCCCCAGCCCCCAGAUCUCCUUAUAUGCUAAAAUAAAAGACCUUUUAAGACCUUUUAAGCUAUUUUCAUCUGACUUUACAGACAUUCCUUGUUUUUUUCAGAUGCAACAGCACAAACUUAGGAGUUGUAGAGGAAGUGACUCUUGCCUUUGAGAUGUUACAUUUUAUGAUUAAAAUAUUUUCUAAGAUUAACAUUAUUCUGAAAAAUUUGAUGACCUUUUCCAUCCCUUUAUAUUAUCAGUGUUUCAGCAUUAACUCGGCAAGGCCAAUGUUACUAUUGAAAGAUUUUUAGGCACAAGUUACCCACUUAAGAGAAUAAUCUGGCAGAUAGUUUAUUUAAAGUUAAGUAUUUUAUGCCUUUUGCCGCCUAUUAUUAUUUUUAAUGUGUACGAUACCUAAGUGAUAUGCAUAGGUAUAACUGACAUAUUUUUCAUCUCUUUAGAUAUUUCUUGAUCAGCUAGCUAGCUAGAUAGAUGGAUAGAUAGAAAACAGCUUACAAAUAUUAAAUAGACAAUGUUUUAUACUAUUCUUUCAGGAGUGCAGGAUUUUCUCCAGAUUGUUUCCCCUCCCACAGACCAAUUAUUUACAUAUUUUUUCUUUAUGUAUUAGAUUGGAUUAGAUUGGAUUGAAACCCUAUUCCUGCCUCUCAUUGUUGGUAGUUUUGUCUUUUGUACAUCUGCUGUUAGAUUUAGUUCAGAAUGUUGAACUUGAAAUGUAAUGAAAAGGGCACAUCAGAAUUUAUCAUGAGGGAGAAGAUCUUCUGUGUUGAGCAGUCACUAUCUGACCUUGACUCUGUUGAAUCCAUUCCAGUCUGUUUUUAACUUCAUAACUACAGAAGGAAAUGACGCAAGGACUGUUAAGAGGAUUGAGAAGGCUGAGCAGGUUCUUGGCCUGAUCCAUCCCAAAGGGAUAUGUGGAUGUGGCCUUGGAGGAAGUCCGUUCCCCAUUCUGUCUAGUUUACAAAUGAGUCAGCACAGUAAUACUGUAACACGACUUUGCAUGGAGAAGUCAAAGCAGCCACCUUGCUGUAUUUAAUUAAUAAAGAAUUCAUACAGAUGCCUGUAGAUUGGAUAUGUAAUAGGAAAGCUCAAGAUACUUUAAUACCAAGCUUCAUUAGGUAAAACGUGUUGCAUAUUAAUAAACAAUAUUCCUUGUAUGUUAAUCCAGUAGUUCUUAGAAACACAUAAUUUAAAUGAUGAAUAUAAGGGAUGCUGGCAUAUCCCAGUGGGAGCUUUUGUUUUAUUGCUGCUUAAUAUCUUCUAGUAAAUUGGUUUUAAUAAUUGGUAGUCUGUUUGGCACCAUUUAGGGAAAAAAAGGUUGGUCUUAGUAUAACAGAACUGAUAGAGAAAUUGGAUAAAAUGAACACAUUAAAGAAUAUUGCUUAUCAUUUCAGUUUUAAAGGAAUUACUUUAAAUAAUAAUUACUUAAAUAAUACAUUAUUUUUGAAAUGCUGGAAGGUCUUUCUCAGUUUGCAAGGAUGACACUCCCUGCUUUGGAAAUCAUGCAGACAUUUUAAUUCAUUCUUACCUUUAUUGGAGCCAAGUGUCCAGGUGGCAAUUUUGGGUAGAGUAAAUGAGUUUAAACAAUUUUCAUUAAAUUACUUAACUUUUUUUCUCAAGUGAUUUUAUUCCUCAUAGUAGGCAAGUGCUUUCUAUACAAUGAUUUGUUUUUUUAAGGAAAUAAUUUACGUGAAAAGAAGAGGUUAUGGUAAAUAUUAUAAAUCUUAGGCUAUUGAUUUA
Diceros bicornis minor is the source of this 7754-nucleotide messenger RNA. RefSeq names its product tetratricopeptide repeat domain 39B (gene TTC39B). The coding region runs from base 123 to 2072 and encodes 649 amino acids. NCBI's taxonomy places the organism in Eukaryota, Metazoa, Chordata, Mammalia, Perissodactyla, Rhinocerotidae. Gene Ontology annotation, biological process: negative regulation of cholesterol storage; cholesterol homeostasis; regulation of cholesterol metabolic process. The transcript is spliced from 21 exons. Gene Ontology annotation, molecular function: protein binding. The record is from RefSeq and is a predicted model, not a curated record.